UAAAAAUAACACAUCGAAGAGGAGAGAGCGUAAACCCUCUGCUGCUGUAAGAUACCACCUGUGGCUGCGACUUCUACCUACAACCUCCAAAGUCUUCUCAAAAUGGUCGUGAUGCUGAAGCCUUGGGCAGUGCUGGUGGUCUUAGUGCUGUGUGUUCUGGUCUGUCUGGGAACACUGGCUGAUGCUUACCCCCCCAAACCCGAGAACCCCGGUGAGGAUGCUCCUCCUGAAGAGCUGGCCAAAUAUUACACCGCCCUGAGACACUACAUCAAUCUGAUCACCAGGCAGAGGUAUGGAAAGCGUUCAGCUCAGGAGGAUGUGGUCGCAGAGCUGCUGUUUGGUGGUGACAGCAACAGAGACCAAAGAUCAAGAUAUGAUGACUCUUACAUGUGGUGAUUCUUCUCCCUCCUCAUCGGGCAUUCCCUCUGGGUACAUCCCAGAAUGCACCUGGAGGGGCCAAUAUGUGCCUCUUACCCCUGACCUCUAAACCCAACAAAAGACCAUCCUUGAUGGAACGCAACCUCCUUCUGUCUCUCCUGUUGUUGACUCACAUCUCUGUCACCCCAACAAAACUGUACAUAAUUUAUUAUUGAAAUAAAGUAUAUAUGUAUAUGAGAUCACAGAAG
Archocentrus centrarchus (flier cichlid) is the source of this 626-nucleotide messenger RNA. It is a transcript of the gene pyya, whose product is annotated as peptide YYa. The transcript is spliced from 4 exons. Gene Ontology annotation, biological process: feeding behavior; neuropeptide signaling pathway. Lineage: Eukaryota; Metazoa; Chordata; Actinopteri; Cichliformes; Cichlidae. The coding region runs from base 103 to 396 and encodes 97 amino acids. The record is from RefSeq and is a predicted model, not a curated record. Gene Ontology annotation, molecular function: neuropeptide hormone activity; neuropeptide Y receptor binding. Gene Ontology annotation, cellular component: extracellular region.